AUGUCGCAGAAAUUGAAGGACAAGGUGGCCAUUAUAACAGGCGGGGGCCAUGGCUUUGGAGAGGCCAUGGCAAGGCGCUUUGCGGCAGAGGGUGCUAGAGUGGUAAUCGCCGACAUCAAUCCCAAGACCGGAUCCAAAGUCGCGCUCGAGAUCAACGAGACGCAUGGUGAGAAAACAGCGCUGUUCCAGGAGGCAAAUGUCACCAGUCAGGCUUCAUGGACCAAGAUGCUGGAAGCCACACUGAAGGAAUUUGGUAAGGUUGAUAUCGUGGUGAACAAUGCGGGCACGACGUAUCCCAAAAAAGCCUCGCACACUGUCACCGAGGAGGAGUACGACAAGGUCAUCGGUGUCAAUAUGAAGUCUAUAUUCCUCAGUGUGGCCGUGGUGGUGCCGUAUUUUAUGGAAAAGAAGGCAGGCACCAUCCUGAACAUCAGCUCGGUCGGAGGUAUCCGUGUCAAGAACGGACUGGUAUGGUACGGUGGAACCAAAGCAUUUGUCAACAAGAUCACAGAGGGGCUUGCCUCAGAAUACGGCCAUGCUGGGGUCCGAGUCAAUGCUGUCUGUCCAAUCUUGGCAUAUACCGACCUAGCGGAAUCCUUCAUGGGAGUCGAGGAUACACCAGAAAAUCGGGCUAAAUUCGAGGCCUCGUUCCCCCGAGGUGAAGCUUUGAAGCAGAACAGUUCGAUGGGUUAUGUCGCCAACGCUGCGCUAUACCUUUGCUCCGACGACGCGGCAUUCGUAAGCGGAGUAUGUCUGCCUGUCGACGGAGCCGCAACUGUAUUUGCCGCUGGAGUUGGCAAAUAG
Messenger RNA from Fonsecaea multimorphosa CBS 102226, 804 nucleotides. RefSeq lists its product as uncharacterized. NCBI's taxonomy places the organism in Eukaryota, Fungi, Ascomycota, Eurotiomycetes, Chaetothyriales, Herpotrichiellaceae. The record is from RefSeq and is a predicted model, not a curated record. Bases 1 to 804 code for a protein of 267 amino acids. The transcript is spliced from 5 exons.